Xenopus tropicalis (tropical clawed frog) is the source of this 5556-nucleotide messenger RNA. It is a transcript of the gene ca5a, whose product is annotated as carbonic anhydrase 5A. The record is from RefSeq and is a predicted model, not a curated record. NCBI's taxonomy places the organism in Eukaryota, Metazoa, Chordata, Amphibia, Anura, Pipidae. The transcript is spliced from 7 exons. Gene Ontology annotation, molecular function: zinc ion binding; carbonate dehydratase activity. The coding region runs from base 100 to 1029 and encodes 309 amino acids.
UUGUCUUAGAUCUGUUCACAGACCAGGUGUCAGCGUGAUUUGUUUGCCAGUUAGUGACACAGUGCUGCUUCUAUUGAUUAGCCUGCUAGUCUCCUGAACAUGAAAGUGGUAUCCUUCAUCCAGCAACUAGGUAGAUGUACUCUUAUUAAUCAAAAGGUGUCUCAAAUCAGGCAUUGCAGCCUGCUUGGAUGUACUCUUCAGCAUAAGCAGGCAAACUUACACCCAUUGUGGAGAGGUGAAAUCGAAGUUCCUGGGGGUUCUCGUCAGUCUCCGAUUAACAUUCGAAUUCGCGACAGUGUUUUCCAUCCUCAACUAGCACCUGUGCAUACUCAGUAUGACCCGAAUACAUGUCUUUACAUCUGGAAUAAUGGCUACUCCUUCUUUGUGGAAUAUGAUGACUCUACUGACAAAUCAACUGUUAGUGGAGGACCUCUAGAAAACCCAUUUAGACUGAAGCAGUUUCAUUUCCACUGGGGCAGAAACAACGACUGGGGCUCUGAGCACACUGUGGAUAGCAGAGUGUUCCCUGCAGAGCUUCACCUGGUGCACUGGAACUGUUCCAAAUAUCGGACGUUUGAGGAAGCGAUUAUGGAACCCAAUGGCUUGGCUGUUAUUGGCGUGUUCUUGAAGGUGGGGAAACACCAUGAGAAGCUGCAAAAGUUGGUGGACAUUUUACCAUCUGUCAGAUACAAGGAUGCUCUCACAGAAUUUAAUUACUUUGACUCAUCUUGCCUUUUGCCGUCCUGCGGUGAUUACUGGACCUAUUCAGGGUCUUUAACCACUCCACCACUGACUGAAUCGGUGACUUGGAUUAUUAUGAAAAAACCUAUUGAAGUUGAUCACAGUCAGCUGGCUGUUUUUCGAAGCCUUCUCUUCACUGCUGUAGGAGAGGAGGAAAGAUAUAUGGUGGACAACUUCCGUCCUUUGCAGCCACUCAUGAACCGUACUGUCCAUUCAUCUUUUGAGCCAGCUCUGCAAAUACCUCACAAGAAGUCAGAGGAACACACACACAGGCAACAGGCUGGAUAACUGAAUGCUGAGCUAUAUCCGCUUCUAGCAUAGGGAAUGUUAUUGGGAAGAAUAGUAGAGUAAUCGUGUAGAAGCAGUUUGGACUACAUUUUGGAUUUUCUAGCAAUACUCCUUUUUGACCAUGCAUCUCUACAUAUCUUCCUUAGAACUAAAAAACUGACUUCUUAUUUCCGUCAGGGCACAACUUUAAUAACCAAAUGUUUCUGUAUUUAACUAACUGGUUUUGAGAUUUCUUUGGUGAACUUUUACAUAAAAAAAACAAUUUUACAAAUUUGUAUAACUGACAUAGGCUACUGAACCUUAGUGAUAUUUCUGGCCCUGGGCAGCUUGGCAAUUCACUUUAAUAUAGAACCAGCACUUCUUUUUCUUUUACAAAUUAUUUUUUUUGCCUUGGUGGGUUUUGAAUUCAUUCUUGGAUGUUGGUGACGAAAGUAUUGGAACAUAAGACAAAAGGUAGUAGGCUUUAGUUAGUGUUCACUGCUCUGCAAAAUAUGCUUAGAUAUUAUUUCAUUAAAGAUUAAGACUAUUCAAGUAGCAGUAAGCAGGCACCUCAGACUGACCUGAAAAUCAAAUAGUCUGUAAUUUCAAGAUAGUCAUUAAUGGUUCCCUUCUAGAGAUUAUAUAAAGCCAGUCUGCAGAAAACUACUUGUAAUUUGAUACAUUAGACUUGCUUGAUGUUAUGAGAUUCCAUGAAUAUUUCUGUAAUCGGUUAUAGGAAGCAAGGGAUAGACCUGAAACUAGAAGGCCAUUUCUGAAAUUCUUUGGCAAAACAGGAUUUUUAUAAAAUGUGUUUUUGAUUUAUUGAAAGACGGGAGUCUCUUCUUGGUAAGUCUGAGGCAUUAAAGUGGAUACACUUAAUAUCACAAAAACAUUUAAAAUAAAUAAAUGAUGUAGAGAUGCGCGCACACACAUAUAUAGAAGAAAUCCCUGACAAAAAAUCAUUAGAAUACAUUAUGGCAGCUUCCUCUUAAAUGUAUAUGUUCAACUAUGCUGCUACAUACUAAAAUGCUAAAGUGUAUUUUUAUUGUUAGUGGGACUUUAAUAGAUUUAUUAAAGCUUGCAUUUCUGGGUUUAAACAGAUCACUGUGUUGGAUGUAUAGAUUGAAGUCACCAUUUAUUUUAAAACAUAAUGGUCUAAAAAUGUUAUGUUGUGGUGUUAUAUAAUUGCUGUUCCUAAUAUGACUCGACAGUCAAGUGCAUUUCAAAUAUCCUUUUCCAUUUGGUGCCACUGAGGGUCAAACCAAUGUAGUUUUAAAAUGCUUGCAGAUACAGGUUGAAAAAAAAUAUGGGCCUUUAUAAAAGGAGAUUAUUUAUUUUUAUUUCCAUGAGUUACAUACAAAGGGAAAAUAGUAAAAUGGUAAAUGCUGUUAACACAUCUGUAGAAAUGUUCAGCAGUUAAUAAUAAUGAUGGAUAUCCGUGAACUUGCUAAACUUUUCAAACUGAGACACUUGAGAGCAGAUUUUGGCAGAUGCCAGUUUAUGAGCAAGCGUGAGAAAUAGCUAUAGCAAACCACACUACAAGUGACCUUAACUAGAUGUUGCUUGUGCACUUAUUGUCCAUAAGGAAUGAAUUGUGCCAAUUCAAGCUAUGUACUUAGUCUAGAUAUAUACUGGUUAGAAAAAAAAAAGGUAUACCAGUUAUUCUGUAAUCAGCUGGAACACUGCAAUGCCAUGAGUGUAGGGUUAAUUUUCAUAGUUUAUGUUCUCAAAUAUAGUACUAUACAAUACUGUAAAUUUGGGAAUGAAUCUUUUAUAUAAAAAUUGAAUUCAUGUGGAUCCAAGAAUAAAAUCCAGUCCAUGGAAAAAGCUUUAGUUUCCCAUCAAUAAAACAAUUCAACCUAUUUUUUGUGCAAACAAUUUAGCCAUUGAGUGUUUUCUGUUUGGUUUAACUGUGCUUUCUCUGGCUUUGUGGGAAAUGGCCUUUUGUAUUCUGAGACAUAAUUAGAAGAGACUCUAUUGACAAUUACAUUUGCAGCAUGUUCAAAGCAAUUGCUUCUUUUUGGCUGGUGUUAUCUAGGUCAUUCCUUUGAGUUUAUACUGUAGCUGGUAUGGGCUGAGUCUCCAAACUGUUAGCAAACCAAUUAAGUUCUUAAUUAACACGGUUAUGGAAAAUGUACAGUGCAAGUAAAAUUAAUUUUCUUGCUCAGAGGUCUGCUUCACAUUGUUUGCAGAUUUGUUUAGUGUUAUUGUUGAUAAAAAACAUGUAUUAAAAUAUGUUGGCCUGUUUGUUGUUGCAUACAUAUAUGUUGUUGCAUACGUAUAUGCUUGUUUACUAAUAUAGAUGCAAAAUUGUUCCAGUGCAGCUUCCCCUAGAAACAUAGCAUGGAGAAUAGCAUUGCUGAUUAGGGAACAAUGCAUUUUUCAAUAGUUCAAAUGCAAAGGAUCAAAACUGGCGAUUUUGGGAGGGGUUACAAAAAAUUAGCUGUAAAAACUCCCCGCCUGUGUGCCCUUGUCCUUAUUUCUUAAUAUGCAGACUUGGCCUGCUUAAAAAGAAACACUGUUUGAAAUAUAUAGAAAUCUCCUAUCUGGAAACCAAUUAUCCAGACAGAAAGCUCUAAAUUAAUUAAACACAAAUUUUAAUUUGGGGGAGACUCCAGUUGCAGCAUGGCAUUUUAUAUUUCUGCAUUAGAUGGUGGAGUUUAUAAACUGCUUACUAUUAUGUUAAUUUCUGUUUGUUUAUACAGUAUAAACUUCAAUCAGGAUUAAUUAUAUCUUAGUUGAACAAGUACAGAGGAAAAGGAAUUCAUUUUUUAAAUUUAUGUCUAUGGGUGAUGAUCUUCCUGUAAUUCUGCACUUUUUAGGUAUCCGGUUCAGAGUUCUGGGAUGUGCUGUUGAAGUGGAUUGGCCAGAACUUUGUAGGUCAUAACUGGUUUUAUGAGUUAUUUCUAUUGUGCAUAAGCAUUGAUAUAUAAAUGCAACCUUAAAGGAAUACUGUCAUGGGUAAACAUGUUUUAUUUAAAACACAUCAGUUAAUAGAGCUUCUCUAACAGAAUCCUGCAUUGAAAACCUUUUUAUAAAAAAAAAAAAAAGCUUUUUUUUUUUUUUUUUUUUUUUGCUGCUAAAAAGGAACAUUGGAAGUCGCUAAGCUAAAGUUACUCAGUCUGCAGCCUUGUGUCUUUUUAAUGGUCAAGGUUUCAAGGUGAGUUCCAGGAUCCUUAAUUACAUAUCAAUUAUAUAAUAUGUAUAGAUGCAUAUUUUACAACCACAAGAGGUCCAUGUUUGUGAACUAAAAGAAACAGGGUUGCUUGGAGGUGCAGGUCACAAUAGUUAGUGUUUGACUAGGAGAGGCUAUGCUGGAUGGUUGUUGUUGUUUAAUUUUUACUCCCCCACAACUGCCUUCUAUAAAUUUCUAGAAAUUAUUUUGUAUUUACUGCACUUUAUUUCAGUUAAACAUAAAGCUACAAGGUCAUAGGGAGCAAUUUGUUUAUCUUUUCUGAUUAAACAAUGAUAAGACUUCUAUAAUUUGUGGGAAUAUUUUUUCAUGUGACUAAUGUGCAAAGGAAGCACUAUUAACAAGAUAUCCUGUGUGGGUGCCAACACAAAGCAGCUUGUGUGAUCUUGCCAAACCUGCUUUUAGUAGGAGCUGGCUAAACAAAACCUAAGUGUUUAUUCCUUAUCCACUGAAAUCUCUACUUGCCCAUUUCACUUGUUAAUAUGAAUGCAAUAAUGUGGAAUAAAAAGUCUUUGGGUCCAGUUUAGCAUAGUCCAUAGAAAAACAGCUCAUGCUUUUAUCUAGUAGGAAAAUCAGGAAAACAUUUUGAUUAGGUAUGUAAAUACUUGCUGGCCAUAGAAAGAUCCAGUUUUCCCAUUAUUGCAUUCUGAAUAAUUGCGAUUUGUAUAUGGCUCUGUACAGGAUUUCUGCUAACUAUUUUCUAAGAAACAACUGCAUAUGUCCUUAACUCGUACUGUACAGUGGGUAUUUUCUAUCCAGAAAACCUGGGGAAAUAUUUUUGAUUUACAGGAUUCAGUCAUUUUCCUCUAGCACAGUUUUACAUGGUUUUGGGAGCAAAACACUCAUUGACACUGUCCUAAUUCACUUAGUUAAUGAACUUUAAGGGUGAAGACACACAGAGCUACUAGUAGCUACUUGUCAUGGCUACAGAAAUAGACAAUGCUGAUCAUCUGCUGAUAAUUGUCUCUGUUUUAAUUCUCCGUAUUGUCUAUGGCAAGGUUUUUUCUGGCAGUUAGUAGCUGUGACAAGUAGCUGUGUCUUCGCUCUUAGACAUAGUGGUUAUAGCUACACUUCAACACAUUCUGGCUUGGUAUCUACAUUGUAGAACAUGUAACUGUCUGUAUCACUGCAGAGCAGUGCUCCUUUUAACUUUCAUAUUCUGUAUCCAAUAUGUUUCUCAAGUGCAGUUUUUGUGUAUCUUGAAAAAAGUUCCAUUCUUCAUUGUAUUGUUAGCAUUUGUUUUUGCUGCUUUUUUAUGUCCUGAAUUCUAUAUAUUCAAAUAAUGUCUAAUUUUAUAUCAUUUGUAGAAUGUUUACUGUGCUAUAAUGUAGAAAAUAAAACUGAUUUGUCAAAAG